AUGGGGUUUCCCAUCAAAGACUGUCAAACAGCCGUUCUUAAAGCAUAUGGCAUUUCGAUAAGCAGAAGAAAAGCAUAUCUUGGUCGCAAGCGUGCUUUUGAAAAAGUCUAUGGUACUUGGGAGGGUUCUUUUGCCGAGUUGCCGAGGUUCAUGGAAGCUUUGAAACACUUCAAUCCCGGAACAAUAGUUGAAUGGAAAACAGAGCGGCGUGUCGAUGUCAUUGAAGAUGUAUUCAACUAUGUGUUCUGGACUUUUAAACCAUGCAUUGAUGGGUUUGUGUUUUGUCGUCCUGUUAUAUCGAUCGACGGAACACAUUUCUAUGGAAAAUAUGAUAUCAAGUUGUUGAUUGCGAUUGCAACGGAUGGUAACGGCUCAAUAUUACCUUUGGCAUUUGCAAUAGUUGCGAAUGAGAGCAUGGAGACAUGGAGUUUAUUUUUGGAUCAUUUGCACUUGCACGUUGUCAAGGGUCGUAGAGGUGUGGCAUUGAUUUCAGAUAGGCAUCACGAAAUACUCUCAUCCGUGUAUAAUUCUCCCAAUUGGCAGGCCCCAUUUGGGUUCCAUCGUUUUUGUUUAAGACAUUUGAAGGCCAAUUUUCAAAAAAAAUUCAAAAAUGUCACUUUAAACAACCUUUUAUGGGCAGCUGCAAAUCACUGUCAGGAGAAAAAGUUUUUGGAAAAAAUGUAG
Molecule: messenger RNA, 684 nt
Organism: Solanum tuberosum (potato)
Lineage: Eukaryota; Viridiplantae; Streptophyta; Magnoliopsida; Solanales; Solanaceae
Exons: 2
Coding region: 1-684 (227 amino acids)
Source: RefSeq, a predicted model, not a curated record